Limulus polyphemus (Atlantic horseshoe crab) is the source of this 6001-nucleotide messenger RNA. RefSeq names its product zinc finger protein 236-like. The coding region runs from base 443 to 5752 and encodes 1769 amino acids. Gene Ontology annotation, biological process: regulation of transcription by RNA polymerase II. The transcript has 16 exons. Gene Ontology annotation, cellular component: nucleus. The record is from RefSeq and is a predicted model, not a curated record. Lineage: Eukaryota; Metazoa; Arthropoda; Merostomata; Xiphosura; Limulidae. Gene Ontology annotation, molecular function: RNA polymerase II cis-regulatory region sequence-specific DNA binding; DNA-binding transcription factor activity, RNA polymerase II-specific.
UAACACCCGCCAUUUUAGACAAAUUUCAUACUUUGUUAGCCUCCUUGAUCUAAAUGAAAAUAUCGUCUCAUACACUUGGAUCGUCAUUUAAGAACUAACUGAUGGCUGAAGGUCACUGAUUUUGGGAACUAGACUUAUUCCACAAGGUUGAACAGUAUUUAAAGUGACAAUACAAUUGACAUCCUUUAUUUGUGUAUCAGCUUUAGUUGUGAAAUCGGUUUCAAUGUCAGUAAAAAUCAAAUCAUUAAUAUAAUGAUGGUUGAAUACUUGAAUUGUUGGGCAACAGAGAGGCCUUUUUUGAUGUUAAUAGAAGAUUCAUGAUUGUUGAAACGAUCUCCAAGUCAUUUGGGUUUGUCCUAUAUACUGACCUGUCAUAUACGAGGCAAGUACUUAACCAACUGAACUAAAGGACUAACCCACAACUGCUUGCUAAAGCACAGGAAUGGAAGCAAGUAUUGUCAAUAACAUUCCAGAGAUUUCCAUGGUUGAAAAUGCUGCAGACGACAGUUCUGUGUUUUCUACAGGUGAGAGCUUGCCUGUGGUGACAGUGCCAGUUCUUACUUCUGUGGGAGCACCGCAGACUCUAAUUAACCUACCCAUUCUCAGGGAUGGUACAAUACUAGGAGCUGCAGGAACCCAUGGACUGAUCAUUGCUACAAAUGCAGAUGGGACUGGAAUCUUCCUAGAUCCUAGUCAGGUUGCAUUAUUAAAUCAAGGGGUGGCACAUCCUGUGUUUGAUGGAGGAGGAAUGCUGCAGUUUACAACUCAUGAAGAAGCAAUAACAAACUCCACUGAUGUUUUAGAAGAAACAGAACCAGAUCCAGAUGUCUCUGACACUGUUAGGGCAACUGUUGAUUGUCAGUCUGGAAAUAAAUACCCUAAGCAAGUUGCUCUUGAAAUGGAGGAAAUUAGACCUCCAAUUGGAAAGGGUCCAUUCAAGUGUGAAAAAUGUGAUAAGGAGUUUCCCAAAUGGAAUAGAUUACAAAGACAUUUAAAAAAGCAUGCUGAGGACAAACCCCACCGAUGUGAUCAGUGUGAUGCAUCUUUUAAUAUCGAGAGCAAUCUGCAACUUCAUCAGGCUACCCACUGCACCUCUGACCCAACAUGUCCAGAGUGUGGAAAGAAGUUCUCUCGAGUGGCUAGUCUUAAAGCUCAUGUCAUGCUUCAUGAGAAGGAAGAAAACCUUAUUUGUUCUGAAUGUGGAGAUGAAUUUAGUACACAGAUGCAGUUGGACCAACAUACCAAACAUCACAAGGAAGAAGUUGAAGACCGGGUGUACUGCUGUAAACACUGUACCCAGAAGUUUAACAGAGCAUCGAAUUUGAGGGACCAUAUGAAGAUACAUUACAAAAUCAAAGCGUCAUUAGCUCACCGGAACUAUAAAAGAAACAUAGACCGCUCCAUGUUUCCACAUAAAUGUCAUACUUGUAGUAAGCUGUUCCAGAAACCGAGUCAGCUGGUGAGGCAUAUUCGUAUCCACACAGGAGAAAGACCAUAUAAAUGUGACAAGUGUGAUAAAGCUUUUAAUCAGAAAGGAGCACUUCAGAUCCACAUGACAAAACACAGUGGAGAACGACCAUACCAUUGCGAAUUUUGCCCAGCAGCUUUUUCUCAGCGAGGGAAUUUGAGAGCUCACAUUCAGCGAGUACACACGUUCUCCAAAGAUGAAGGAACAUCACUGUAUCAGUGUGACGAAUGUAGCUGUGUUUUUCGAAAACUUGGCAGCCUGAAUGCCCACAUGAGCAGAAUGCAUUCUGGUGAAGUUACUUACAGUGAAAGUCUCCUUUCUGAAAAAGAAAACUCUAAGGAAGAUCAAGAGGAACCAGAGAGAAGAGAUGUAGAUAAGGUUAUCCUACAGCUGCUAGAGCUGUCUCGACAAACCAACAGUGAUCGUGAACACACUCAUCAGCAAAUCCAAGAGAUUGCUCAGAACAGUAAAGUGAGUGCUGACAUCUUGCAGCAAGCAUUGGAAGACAGUGGUGUAGCAGUGAUUGGUUUAAAAAGUGAUGGUACUGCAGUGACAUCUGGUGAGCAGGAAACAAAGAAAACAAAUGAGGCCAAAGACAAAAUAAAUGAGGAUGGUGAAGUAAGUAGCUCAAAAAGAUGCAUGGCUCUUGUAAUGAGUGUGGCUGAUACGGCUACCGGAAUCUUAAAAAAACACGUAAUUCGCAAGGUAGGAGGAGUGCGAUGGCAUCAGUGCAUGUAUUGUAGUAAAGAAUUUAAAAAGCCCAGUGAUCUUGUGAGACACAUUCGUAUUCAUACCCAAGAAAAACCUUAUAAAUGUAGUCAUUGCUUCCGUGCCUUUGCUGUAAAAAGUACACUUACUGCUCAUCUUCGUACACAUACAGGUGUGAAGGAGUUUUUAUGUGAGGUAUGUGACAAUUACUUUGCUACAGCUGGCAGCUUGAGAGUUCACUUGAGAUUACAUACAGGAGCUAAACCAUUCAAUUGUCCACACUGUCACAAAAAGUUUCGAACAUCUGGUCACAGGAAGAGUCACAUACUAUCCCAUUUUAGAACUAGCUCUCAACGAAAAUCUAGGCGUGUGUCUAAAACCCAGUCAAAAACCACUGAUCAAUUUCAAGACAUUCCAUUACAAGAACCCAUUUUCAUUACAGACAGUGGGUUUAUCCAACAACCCUCUAGGGCCUAUUCAGAACCAGAAGGAAACUCAGUUGAUAGGCCUUAUAAAUGUGAAGUGUGCACAAGAGGUUUCAAAAAGUCAAGCCACUUGAAGCAGCACAUCCGGUCACAUACCGGGGAAAAACCAUACAAAUGUUUACAGUGUAAGCGAUCCUUUGUGUCCAGUGGAGUUUUAAAGUACCACAUAAGAUCCCAUUCUGGGGUGAAGGCUUUCAGAUGUGAGAUAUGUAAUGCAACUUUCACAACCAAUGGAUCCCUGAAACGUCACAUGUGCAUUCACAGUGAUGUGAGACCUUUCAUGUGUCCCUAUUGUCAGAAGACUUUUAAAACAUCUGUAAACUGUAGAAAGCAUAUGAAGAUUCACCGACAAGAGCUUGCACAAGGAGAUAUCUCUGCUGUCACACUGGCUGUGGUGUCAGAAAAUGGAGGUGGAUUAGAGUGUACAGAAGAGGGGCAUGGCGUUAUAACAACAAAUGUCAGUAACCUGACAACAAUCACUACAGCUGAAGGCCAAACAGCAGCUGGUCUGAUACAACAAUCUCUAGCUCCUGAAGUACCACUUGAAGUUCACGACUUUACACAGGUUUUUGAAAAUCAACAAGGCUUAACAACAACUGACCUGGACCGUUCACAGACUCCAGGAUUAGACCAAGCUCAGAAUUCCCUCUUCUCUCAAACAUUUGGGGAACUCUCUACCACUGGUUUUACACAAAAUCAGUUUUCAUUGCAGACUGAUGCUCUUGAUGUUGGAGCUCUAGGCACCAGCUUUGUUACUACAGCCUCGGCUCUAGGCCCAGAGCCUCUGGCUACCACAAGCAUGGUAAGUGUGUUGUCAGAUGCUGUUAACCAAGAAGACUCUGAGGAACCUACAAGUACAAAUGACCCAAGUCUGUUGUCACUGGAUCCUGCCACCUUAGAUAAUGAAGUUGUUUCUGAAGGAGGUGGAACAGAAGCUAACUCCAAGGAUGGAUCUAGAGGGUUUCGCUGCACUUAUAUGUACUGUAAUAAAGCUUUCAAAAAGUCUAGCCAUCUGAAGCAACAUAUCCGUAGUCACACUGGAGAGAAGCCAUUCCGAUGUUCCCACUGUGCUGGAAUGUUUGCUUCCAUGGGAAGUCUAAAAGCCCACAUUCGAACCCACUCUGGUGUUCGGGACUUCAAAUGUGAUGUUUGUAAUGCAGCGUUCACCACUAACGGAUCUCUUACCCGACACAUGACUGUUCACAGUGAUGGUCAUUCUCAUCGCUGUCCAUACUGUUCAGUGACCUUUGUCACUCCAGGCCCUCUACGAAAGCAUUUAAAGAUUCACCAAGUGGACACAGAAGAUGGGGAUGAAAAUCCAUCGAAGGUGAAGAAGUCACGCAGUACUGUGAUAAGAUUGUCAGAUGAACAAGUUGAAGCUGUGGCCCAGCAAAACCCUGAUGAAUUGAAUUCUGUCUCGGAAAAAGUUUUUGUCGCAUCUGCAGCUGAGAAGAACCGCAUCAGUGAAAUCAAGGAUAAGAAUGAAGUGCUGAAAAAUCUCCCCAAGUAUCAAAAUCAGUGUAAAGACUGCCCAAAAAGCUUUAAAAAACUCAGUGAUCUCAUACGUCAUAUUCGCACUCAUACUGGAGAAAAACCUUUCUGCUGUGGCUUGUGUGGCAGAAGUUUUACUGUAAAGUCUACACUUGACAGUCACAUGAAGACCCAUCAGGGUGGCAAGCGUUUCCGUUGUCAUGUGUGUAACUCUUAUUUUGCCACAAAGGGAAGUUUAAAAGUUCACAUGAGAAUACAUACAGGAGCAAAGCCAUUCCAGUGUCCCCACUGUGAGCUGCGUUUUCGAACGUCAGGACAUAGGAAGAGUCACAUUGCUAGUCACUUUAAAGUUCAAAACCAUCGUAGACAGAAAGCUGUAGAAACUGGAGAUGAUAAUGAGUUGUCUACGUACCUGCUUUCCACCAACAUGCCAGAAACCAACCAACAAGAUGAACAUCCCACAAACAUAAGCCUAUCCACAGAAGACCUGGGGAACCUUGCUGUUGGAAUGAAUGCAGAGGUUGUCCAAGGGGUUGACGGUAUUCAGUUACAGCUAACUCCAAACAUUUUAGGUCACCAAAGCAUACAGAUCACUGGACUCGAUCCAGCUUUGCUGUCUCAGACUGUACAAAUAGAUGCUAGUCUUUUUCAGCAGCUGCAACAACAAGGUAAUGUAAACAUUGCCAUCAGUCCACACUUAUUGACCCAGUCACUUGGUGUUUCUGAUUCAGCAGCUGACGCAACAUUAUUAACUGAUCCUACUGCAUCGGGAACUAUCACAGUGAACCCUAAUGUCAUAAUUCAGCCUAUGACUAGCUUUGUGUCUCAGGAACAGUGUCUCACAACAGAUCAAUGUAACACCUCUAUGUCAGUUUCCAGUAGUGGGGGCUUGACGAGAAAUGACAUAUCUCUUGGGGCUUCAUCUGUUGCUGACAACAGUGGAAAUGAAGAUCAGGAAAUUGGUGAGACUAGUGAGAUUGAUCUUGAGGAAGAUGAUGAAGAAAUAUCUCGGACAGCUGAGUUGAACCUUGCUAAUGAGGUAAAUGUUACAGACAGUGGUGUUAACAUAGGUGAAACAUUAGUUAGCUUAACCGACAGUUCCAGUCUUGUUGCUGGAGGUGUUCAACUUCUCAACAUCAGUCCUACUGAGGACGACCCUGAGCGGACUCACGUGUGCCCUGAGUGUCAGAAACCUUUUAAACGAGCUAGCCAUCUUAAGGAUCAUAGGCUGACUCAUAAUCCUCAAGCUAACAGAACUAGGGUCACUCCUCACCAAUGUGAGCAGUGUGAGAAGGCCUUUGCUAAACCCAGCCAGCUACAACGCCACCAAAGGAUUCAUACAGGAGAAAGACCAUUUGUGUGUGAAAAGUGCAAAAAAGCUUUUAACCAGAAGAAUGCCCUGCAUAUACAUAUGAUUAAACAUACAGGGGAAAGGCCAUUUAAGUGUCCUUUGUGUCCAAUGGGCUUCACGCAAAAGGGUAAUCUCAAAGUUCAUGUAAAACGUACACAUGGUGACAGUCCAGAAAACUUCCAAACGCUUCGUCAGGAGCUAUCUCUAUCCUACAAGUUCACUAAUCCAGUUUCAACCCAUGUUUGUUAACCCAUGGUAAGGAUUAAGGACUUAUGUAGUCAAGAUUGAAAACAACCUGUAUAUUCUGAGUGUUCAAAGUAAUGUUCCAGCUCCUUACUACAGUAUUUUCUUCCAAGCAAAACUUGUGUAUAAAGAAACAGGGUACGACUUUUGGUUCAACGGUGUAGCGUUGGUCAGUUGUUGAUGUAAAUAGAUUCCAGUUUUGUAAAAUAAAACCUUUUUACUUUUUCUUAUUGUUAAUAAAUCAUUUCACUUUCU